This is a messenger RNA of Neurospora crassa OR74A, 1059 nucleotides long. RefSeq lists its product as hypothetical. NCBI's taxonomy places the organism in Eukaryota, Fungi, Ascomycota, Sordariomycetes, Sordariales, Sordariaceae. The record is from RefSeq and is a predicted model, not a curated record. The transcript has 2 exons. Bases 1 to 1059 code for a protein of 352 amino acids.
AUGUCGGCCGGCGACUGGUUCAGCGCCUUUCUCGACGCCGCGCCUGAUCUCAAACUGCCUCCCGCUUGCCCUUACGGCCAGGAGGAGGGGACGGCGAGUAGCCAACGUGACAAGAGACGCUCUCAAUACGCUAAUGGUAUUUGGUAUCAGAUCAAUUAUGAUUACGGCACCGAUGAGGAUGUAGCCAUCCACAAUGCCUCAACCUCGAGCGACAUGACGAUCGAGUCCACCAAAUUGCGCGACCGUUCCACUCAAUCCUCUUUGAGCUGUGACGAAGCCAUCGAACAAGGCAGUGGCAUACAAUCUCCCCUCUGUCCCGCAGGACAGAUGCUCCAAGAAAACUUGCGAGCUGCUCACACCAAUGCCAGCGAGGCUGACGGCGCUACCAAGCGCGACACCCCUGCCCAGCCCGAUCUUCAAACCGAGACCCAUGCUAUUCGCGCCCGCGAUGCCGGCCCGCCGACCCGCCAGACCGAUGAGAUGAACUUGAAACCUACCCCAAACCACUGGGCACCCUGUUUCCAUCGCAGUGACGCCCAUAGUUCAAGCUCGCAAGUCGAUCUCCCGAUUGCGGUCCAACCGUCUCAUCACAAGUCGAGCAAUACAUCCCUCCCGAUUAGUGGACAUCGGGCGAAGAAGGAACUCGCCGACGGCGCCGCGAAGGCCAAAGGAGCAAACGAGGUGUUACUGGAACCAAUCGAUUACGGCAAGAAGUGCGACGUGUGUAAAGUUCACUCGAUUUGGAAGCGCACCGCUACGCUGUGCUUUGAUUGUCUUGCAAACUCGCCCAGCCAGGCGAAGCGCCGAGAAGUCAUCCGUAGGGCGCUAGUUGGCAUCGGAUCUUGUAGCUCUUGCUACGAGGCGGAAGACAAUGGCGCCGACCGCCACUGUCUCUCUUGCACACAGCGCCAGAGAGACAAGAACGCUCGACGCAAGGCGCGCAAGGCCAGGGGCGAGACCUGGGUCCCCAAGGGCAAAAAGACUGGAGGUAACAAGACGUCAAAGUCCAAGAGAUCUUCCAAGUCCGCUGGCGCUAGAAAGCGUCCGAAGAAAAACUAA